CAAAUGAAUUCUCUCCUCAAUCAAAAACUCCACACCAGAAUCUCGCCCUUCACUCUCAAAUUCGUAUCCUCGCUUGCCGUUGUGGAAAAUCCAUCUUCUUUUCCCAGUGAAAAAGACCAAAGUCCCAGUCAUUUUGACCCCUUGCAGUUCUUCAAUGAUUAUACAAAAUCAAGACAGUGUUCUACUAGAAACACUAAAAUCUUGCACACCCAUUUGCUUAGAACUGAUUUACUGCAAUCCAAUAUCUUCAUUGCGAAUUCUUUGCUUGAUUCGUACUGUAAGUCUUCUGCCAUGGUAGAUGCACUGAAGUUGUUUGAUUUUAUUGCUGACCGAACUGUUAUUUCAUGGAAUAUGAUGAUAUCGGGUUAUAACCAGAACUCCUUAUUUGAGAAGUCGUGGGAAAUUUUUUGUAGGAUGCACUCUUCGGGUUUUGAGCCCAGUGAGUUUACCUAUGGGAGUACUCUUUCAGCUUGCACUGCCUUGCAAGCUCCCACUUUUGGUAAGCAGGUUUAUUCACUUGCAAUGAAAAGUGGGUUCUUUCCAAAUGGUUAUGUUCAGGCUGGAAUGAUAGACUUGUUUGCAAAAAAUUUCAGCUUUGACGAUGCUUUGAGGGUUUUUCAUGAUGUUUCAUGUCAGAAUGUUGUGAGUUGGAAUACGAUUAUCUCUGGAGCAGUGAGAAAUGGAGAGAACAUGGCUGCUUUGUAUCUUUUUCGGCAAAUGUGUCGUGGAGUUUUUUUGCCAAAUAGUUUUACAUUUUCUAGUGUUUUAACCGCUUGCGCUGCACUUGAAGAAGUUGGAGUUGGGAAGGAAGUUCAAGGGUGGGUGAUUAAACGUGGUGCAGAAGAUGUCUUUGUUGGGACUACUAUUGUGGAUUUAUAUGCCAAAUGUGGAAAAAUGAAUGAAGCUGUCAAGAAAUUCUCACGUAUGCCAACCCGUAAUGUGGUUUCUUGGACUGCCAUCAUUUCAGGUUUUGUGCAUAAGGACGAUUCUGUUUCUGCACUAAAAGUUUUCAGAGAAAUGAGAAAAAUGGGAGAACAAAUGAAUAAGUACACUAUUACUAGUAUACUUAAUGCAUGUGCUAAAACAUCCAUGGCUGAAGAGGCAACCCAAAUUCAUUCUUUGAUAUUAAAAGCUGGAUUCUAUUCAGCUGCAGUUGUGGGGUCAGCUUUAAUUAACGCGUACUCAAAAAUAGGAGCAGUUGAUCUAUCGGAGAUGGUGUUCAGAGAGAUGGAAAAUAUAAAGGAUCUGGGUACAUGGGCUGCGAUGAUAUCUUCUCUUGCUCAGAAUCAAAAUUCUGGAAGGGCAAUUGAAUUGUUCCAGAGAAUGUUACAGGAAAGUGUGAGACCAGAUAUGUUUUGUACUUCCAGUGUCUUGAGUAUUGUAGACUGUUUAAAUCUAGGGAGACAGAUACACAGCUACACUCUUAAAAUUGGGCUGGUCUCUGAUGUUUCUGUUGGUAGUUCUCUUUUCACAAUGUACUCGAAGUGUGAUAGUCUAGAGGAAUCUUACGAAGUUUUUCAGCAAAUUCCCAACAAAGACAAUGUUUCAUGGGCCUCAAUGAUUUCUGGUUUUGUACAACAUGGCUGUGCAGAUCAAGCCCUUCAACUAUAUAGAGAGAUGCUAUCAGAAGAAGUUAUACCUGAUCAAAUGACUUUAACUGCAAUUCUAAUGGCAUGUUCUACGGGUAAGGAAAUUCAUGGUCAUGCUCUUCGCAAAGGAGUCCAACAGGAUGUACUUGGUGGUGCAAUUGUGACCAUGUACUCAAAAUGCAGUGCUCUAAAAUUGGCAAGGACGGUGUUUGACAUGCUUCCCCAAAAGGAUGAGGUUGCAUGCUCUUCCUUGGUUUCAGGGUAUGCCCAAAAUGGGCACAUCGAAAAGGCAUUGUUGCUAUUCCAUGAUAUGCUGAUGGCGGAUUUGACUAUUGACUCCUUCACAAUUUCAUCUAUUAUUGGGGCCAUUGCACUUUUAAAUAGACUUAGUAUUGGGACUCAACUGCAUGCCCACAUAAUGAAAGUUGGCUUCAGUUCAGAUGUUUCUGUUGGCAGUUCACUACUGACAAUGUACUCAAAAUGUGGAAGCAUUGAAGAUUGCUGCAAAGCAUUUGAUCAAAUUGAGAAACCAGAUUUAAUUUGUUGGACAGCUAUGAUUGUUAGCUAUGCUCAACAUGGGAAAGGCGCACAGGCUUUAAGAGCGUAUGAGCUUUUGAGGGAUCAAGGAAUCAGACCUGAUUCAGUGACUUUUGUUGGACUUUUAUCUGCUUGUAGCCAUAACGGAUUGGUUGAAGAAGCUUAUUUCUAUUUUAAUUCAAUGGUUAACGACUAUGGACUAGAGCCUGGUUAUCGCCACUAUGCCUGCAUGGUUGAUCUCCUUGGUCGAUCAGGGAGACUGAAAGAGGCUGCAUGGUUCAUUGAGAAUAUGCCUAUUGAACCGGAUGCUUUACUAUGGGGAACACUGCUUGCGGCUUGUAAAGUUCAUGGAGAUAUGGAGCUUGGAAAGCUCGCAGCUGAAAAGGUUAUGGAGUUGAAGCCAUGUGAUGCCGGGACAUAUGUCUCCCUUUCAAACAUUUGCGCAGAUGUAGGCCAGUGGGAGGAAGUCCUGAAGAUUAGAAGCCAGAUGAAAGGAACUGAUGUGAGGAAGGAACCUGGUUGGAGCUUAGUGUAAACUAUAAUUAUACUUUGAUUGGUUAGUCUCACUGGUGAUUGAUUAUGAUCUUUAUCGCAAAUUAAAGAAAAAUCAACUAACAAUAGAAGGGUGAGCAGAUCGACACAAAGGACUGCAAGCAAAUAAGAAUGCUUCACUGUAUACUAGAUACUAGCGUGUCUCGCGAAAUACAAUCCCACUUUGGAAUGAAACACGGGGAACUUAUUCUUACUGAGCAUAUUGAAGAGACAUACCAAUGCCUGCUGCUUAAGUUUGGUAUUAAGCAGAUCAGAGGGCAAGCUACUCAGAAAAGCCAAACUAGUGGGAACAUACCAAGCAUUCCAAAACAGGGGGAUGAAAAACCAGGUGCGUGCGGUUUAAAAUGAAUAAAAGGAAGAAUCACAAAACCAUCUUGAUGAAACUUAGCAUGCCUUGUAAGCCUUCUAAAUGGGGAUUUUCAUGUUCGAUGCUUGAAUCAAAGGUUAUAAGCCAUCCAUGGGAUAUUGACCUAGUUUAGUACACACUGCGUUGGGUGCAGUUCUUGUUGCUGGCGAAUCAAUGAAGAAUCGGACUGCAGGACAAGAGAACUGAGGCAUUACAAUGCAGAGAUUGGUCCAUGGGUUCCAAUUCUCUUUUUGUGCUCAAUUUAAGGGAGACAUUAUU
Molecule: messenger RNA, 3303 nt
Organism: Prunus mume (Japanese apricot)
Lineage: Eukaryota; Viridiplantae; Streptophyta; Magnoliopsida; Rosales; Rosaceae
Source: RefSeq, a predicted model, not a curated record